Messenger RNA from Scomber scombrus (Atlantic mackerel), 3282 nucleotides. RefSeq names its product activin receptor type-1-like. Gene Ontology annotation, biological process: transforming growth factor beta receptor signaling pathway; dorsal/ventral pattern formation; BMP signaling pathway. NCBI's taxonomy places the organism in Eukaryota, Metazoa, Chordata, Actinopteri, Scombriformes, Scombridae. Gene Ontology annotation, molecular function: SMAD binding; transforming growth factor beta receptor activity, type I; ATP binding. Gene Ontology annotation, cellular component: BMP receptor complex; plasma membrane. The record is from RefSeq and is a predicted model, not a curated record.
AUGAUGGCUGGGGACAUGUUUCUUUUAGUUUUCAUCGUCCGUCUUCCCUGCUCUGGCUUGGAAGGUGAGGACAGUGUGAGAAUGCCUGAAUGUUUGUGUGACGGGUCGUCUUGUAUCAACGGGGAGCGGUGUUUCGGCCGGCAGUGCUUCACCUCCCUCUCCACACUUAAUGGGACUUCGGUGCUCCAGAAGGGCUGCAUUGUGGGUAAUGAAGCUGGGUCCUUGCGGUGCGAAAGCCCCCCAACUGCCGAGCUGGCGGUGGAGUGCUGCUAUGGGGAUUUGUGUAACAUGAACAUCUCAUUGCAGCCACAAGCGAAAGAUGUUGAGCCGUCUGCUGGCAGACCAGUCCUCAGAGACCAGGAGUGUUUUUGCGAGGGCGGCGUGUGUGAGCAUAAUCAUCGAUGCACAGGCCAGCACUGUUUCUCCUCUCUGAAGAUGAUUGAUGGGGCGGCUGUCCAACAGAAGGGCUGCCUGAGGGACGAUGAGGAGGGCAGAGCCACCUGUGCCACGCCACCCUCAUCGGCCCAUGUUGUCAAGUGCUGUCAGGGCCAUCUGUGUAACAUGAACGUCACUGUGCAAGCUCCAGGGAAAGAGGAGGAAGUGAAGCCCCUCGUGAAAGAGGAGCAUGAGUGUGUGUGUGAGGGCAGCUCAUGUGCAACAGGGAAUCGCUGCAUGGGCCACCAGUGUUUCUCAUCUCUGACCGUCAACGCCGGCUCCCUUGUGUACCAGAAAGGAUGCUUUAAGAUCUAUGAGCAGAGCACAUUGACCUGCAAGACCCCACCCUCCAGAGACCAGAUUGUGGAAUGCUGCCAUGGACGCCUGUGUAACAUGAACAGCACUGUGGAGCUACCUGUCAAAGCUGAAGAGCUAUCCAGCUACAGUGUGACCACGCUGGUUAUCGUCAUUGUGGCGCCCAUCAUCGCCCUCAUCAUCCUCUCUGGUAUCGCUAUUCUGGUGUUUAGACGCAUUCACAACAACCAAAUGGAGAGACUAACAUCUCGAGAUGCUGAAUAUGGAACAAUUGAUGGCCUCAUAGCAUCCAACGUGGGGGAGAGCACUCUGGCGGAUCUGCUGGAUCACUCCUGCACUUCAGGAAGUGGCUCAGGACUUCCCUUCCUUGUUCAGAGAACUGUCGCUCGACAAAUCACACUCAAUGAGUGUGUGGGUAAGGGCCGUUAUGGUGAAGUCUGGAGAGGCCAAUGGCAGGGAGAAAGUGUAGCCGUCAAAAUCUUCUCCUCCAGAGAUGAGAAGUCCUGGUUUCGAGAGACUGAGAUCUACAACACAGUACUGCUGAGACACGAGAACAUUCUGGGCUUCAUAGCUUCAGACAUGACUUCGAGGAACUCCAGUACACAGCUGUGGCUAAUCACUCACUUCCACGAGAUGGGCUCCUUAUAUGACUACCUUCAACUCAGCACCCUUGAAGCGUCCGGCUGCCUCCGUAUGGCACUCUCCAUCGCAAGCGGCCUGGCACAUCUCCAUGUCGAGAUCUUCGGCACUCAGGGCAAACCGGCCAUUGCCCACCGAGACCUGAAGAGCAAAAAUAUAUUGGUUAAAAAGAAUGGGCAGUGCUGCAUCGCUGACCUUGGUCUGGCAGUGAUGCAUUUUCAAGACACCAAUGAGUUGGAUGUGGGGAACAACCCGAAAGUGGGCACAAAGCGUUACAUGGCCCCAGAAGUGCUCGAUGACUCCAUUCAGAUGGACUGCUUUGAGUCUUACAAAAGAGUGGACAUCUGGGCCCUCGGCCUCGUCUUGUGGGAGAUCGCUAGGAGGACAGUCAGUAAUGGCAUCGUAGAAGACUACAAGCCACCUUUUCAUGACGUGGUCCCGAGUGAUCCAAGUUUUGAGGAUAUGAAGAAGGUUGUGUGUGUGGACCAGCAGAGGCCCAACAUCCCAAAUAGAUGGUUCUCAGACCCAACUUUAACCUCCAUGGCUAAACUCAUGAAGGAGUGCUGGUACCAGAAUCCAUCAGCCAGAUUAACAGCGUUACGCAUCAAAAAGACUCUCACAAAGAUCGACAACUCUCUGGACAAAAUAAAAACAGACAUUUGAGCCUGCCUUGAGGAGAAGGGGCACAAGCUAAACUAAAGGCCUUUGAAGACAUCCAGAGGGUGGACCAUCUAUAGAAAUAUCUGAAGACAAGAGACUUUGACUGGUUCAGUGCCCUUAUAGUGGCACAGACCUAUAUUUAUUUUAAAACACUUGGCGGGACACAUUUUGGCAUCCAAAGAUGACUUACCAGGCAUUUCUGCCAGUGGUCUUGGAAAUGGGAAAAUAUCUAUUCAUCUCAUAACAUAGGAGCUGGACUGUUAGCGAAGUUCUUCAAGGAAGAAACCGUUACCCGGGCAUUUGAGUAGACUUGCAUUUUUUUAGAUUGUGACACAUUUUCAGUUUGAACAAUGUCUGAACAUAUUAUGUUUAGCAAUUUCACGUUUUCUCUUUAAUUGUGCCGCAUUGUUCAUUUGCAUCGUGAUGGACUUAUUUGGAAAAGAAAUCAAGUUUAUCUGCGUACCUUCGUAAACGUGAAAGUGAUCAUAGCAAGGAGUGUUGCAGUAUCUUUUAAUUUGUUCCUCGUGCACUGCUGUUUACAAUGCUGUCAGAGAGUUCUUGGGGUUUAAUCAGUCCUGUAACAUUUAGUUGUAUACUACAUCAACGUUCUUUUCCUUAGAUAUCAUCUGACUAGUACUAGGUACUCUGCCACAAACCUUUUGUAUAUCACCGUAGAUUUUACAUUCAAUCAUGUACCUGUUCUAUGUUUUGUUUCUUCAGCUUUACAGAGACAAAUGCUAAAAGAACAAAUAAAAUAUCUGCUAGAUGAUGCUGAACUCUAUUCCUCCAGAGGCCUGUGAGUAAGCCUGUAAAGCCUGUAUACUGUCUUAACUCGUGCAUUGUUGUCUUAAUGCGUGCAUUGUCAAGUAAAUGAAGUCAAACUUCAGCCUUUUUUAAUUUCUUUAACAUUUUAUAUCAACUAGUGAUUUCUAUUGAUUAAAUAGAAAAACAAACUGUAUUUUAUCUGUCUCAUUUGUCUUGAUAAUGUAUCCAGGAGAUAUUUAUAUUUGUACUUUUGAUUACAAUGCUUAUUUUGUUUUUACUCUUCCUGGGCUUUGAUUUUCAUGAUGAUGACUACAGUUAGUGACUAAUAGUCUGUUCAUUAUUUAAGGUUUUUAACAUCCAACAAGUGAUGUUGGUCAUGUCAUUUGUAUUUUGGAAGCAUUUAUAGUUCCAAAUCAAACCCUAUCCUACCCCACAUUCCAACCACUCUAUUGUAAUUUAUAGAUCUAA